Molecule: messenger RNA, 186 nt
Organism: Clunio marinus
Lineage: Eukaryota; Metazoa; Arthropoda; Insecta; Diptera; Chironomidae
Source: the annotation of a GenBank genome assembly
AUGUGUACGAUUUCUCAGCUAGGAAAAACCACCACAGAUUUAUUCUUCAAUCUAUUUCAUUCUAUGGUUGCAGCAGUUGUAGCUUAUGUAAGACUAUCAUCAGAUCCAGUUGCAAGCAUCUGUGCUGUGAAAGUAAAGACAACAAUUUCAGAAUUUGAUACAGAAGCAUCUCAUCUUGAAUCUUGA